Molecule: messenger RNA, 2408 nt
Organism: Strongylocentrotus purpuratus (purple sea urchin)
Lineage: Eukaryota; Metazoa; Echinodermata; Echinoidea; Camarodonta; Strongylocentrotidae
Product: carboxypeptidase E-like
Exons: 7
Coding region: 624-2210 (528 amino acids)
Biological process (GO): proteolysis
Molecular function (GO): zinc ion binding; metallocarboxypeptidase activity
Source: RefSeq, a predicted model, not a curated record
GCGACGCGGCGCUGAUGUUGCACGCUACCUAUCGAGAGAGUGUUCACUUCACGCUGGGAAUCGGUGCCACUUGUUUGCGAUCCAACCGGUCGUCUCACCUUGUCUUUCUGGCUUCCAACCAAGCUCUCACUCGGCUCCUUGUCAGGUGUCUCCUUCAACACAGAAGAGAUGUAACUCUGACAACUCAUGUCGGAUUCAGCAGGAGAUAUUAUCUUCAUAUUAUCUUUCGUUUUUUAAAUCUUUUUGUGACAUUCCACAUUUCCACGGAAGAUAAGCAAUCGAGCGAUGUUGCAAGCAGUUCCUAGCACCGGGAGUUUUUGCUAUUCAUGAAUUGCUUGAGGCUUGAGCGGGAUCGAGACAUCUGGACCCUGGAAUACUUCAUCAAGUUUUUGGAAUACGAAUUGCAUUUCAACAGGGGUUCAAGGGAUUAUUAAUCAUAUCAACUGCGAGAUAAUAUGCAUAUGAAUCAAAAUCAUUUAGUGUUGAAUGUUGAUGUAGUGACUUCUUAAGUAUUGGUAAUUAUGUGCCACUGAUGCCCAUAUUGCGCCAUUUGAUACUAUUUGAAGUUUAUUUUUUAUAAUCACGGAAGGACGUCAUUUUGGAAGAGAAGGGAACAAUUAAACAUGUGUUGUGACUGUGUGUGCCGCUUGACCAAAGAUUGCCACGCCGAAAUGGCCGAUAACCAGGACAACAGCAACGACUCUAGACGAUCCAGUCAAAAUUUUCCCGCCAGAGGAUAUAGCAGACGACACAUUUCGCUGCUGUCUGCCUGUCUCCUAGCGAUCGCUUAUAUCCUUGCCUGCCUGCCCUACCCGGCUGAGGCCAUUGGGCAGAUUCGGUGGGAGUACCACGAUUAUGCCAUGUUACAUCAAGAAUUGGAUGACUUUCGCUUGCGUUGGCCCCAACUGAGCAGAGUGUACACUAUCGGAACCAGCGUAAAAGGGCGGGAGAUGUAUGUGUUGGAAAUUAGUGAUAAUCCCGGAGUCCACGAAGUCGGAGAACCAGAGAUGAAGUACAUUGCAAACAUGCAUGGUAACGAGCCAAUCGGUCGAGAACUACUCAUCCACUUUGCCGAAUUCCUCUGUAUACAAUACUACAAAAAGGACUUCCGAAUACAACGACUGGUCAAUGAGACUAGGUUACAUAUCUUAUUUUCGAUGAAUCCAGACGGCUUUCAGGAAGCCUACGAGCUCUUCAAUUCAUCUCAGGGACUCUCCUUGCCGUACUAUGGACGGUCGAAUGCGAAUGGAGAGGACCUCAACAGAAACUUCCCCAACCUCAACAACAUGGCGUACGAGAGCGAGCGUUUGAGCGGCAAAAAUCACCACUUUAUUCCACUCAAGUCAGAUCUCUUAAAGCUCCAACCAGAGACAGCCAAUGUCCUACGAUGGCUAAGCGACUACCCCUUUGUGCUAUCAGCCAACCUCCACGAGGGUGAGAUGGUAGCCAACUACCCGUAUGAUACCAGCAGGAGCAGGAGAAGCUUCUACACCGCCAGUCCUGAUGAUGCCGUCUUCAAGCACUUGGCACAGACUUACGCAACCAAACAUGCCUUCAUGAGCACCAGGACCGAACCGUGCCCCUACACGGGUGCAGAGGUCUUCGCAGGGGGCAUCACGAACGGAGCGGAUUGGUACUCGAUCAGGGGAGGUAUGCAGGAUUAUAACUACCUGGCAACCAAUUGUUUUGAGAUCACGGUAGAGAUCGGAUGUCUGAAGUUUCCCCCAGCGAACAGGCUAUCAAGGAUCUGGGAUGACAACAAAGAGGCACUCAUCGGAUUCAUGGAAAGGGUACACAUAGGUAUCAAAGGGAGGGUAACCGACACCAAGGAACAGCCGAUUCCAGAUGCCAUUGUCAAAGUCACCGGACCAGCCAUAAAUCAUGACAUCACAACAGCUAUUGACGGUGAUUUCUGGCGUCUCCUGAUGCCCGGUCUCUACACCAUCACCGCCACAGCUCCAGGGUACGAGCCCCAGAGCCGCGUUGCUACGGUCAAGCGAAACAGGUCAACUUGGAUGACCUUUACCCUUCACAAAGAAGAACCCAAACCGGAGUGCAUCGAGGAGGAGGAGGACGAACUGGACAAUGCCAACAUUCUCUUCGAGAUCAAAGAAGCCUUUAGAGACAUGGGUUACGCCAAGAAGAAAGGAUGCGGAUCAGAACCUCCAAGAGAGCAGGUCAACAGAGGGCCGCUUCUUGCAACGCCUUGAGAAGAAGAAAAAAAAAACACUGACUUGAAAUUCAGUGAAUGGGACUAUGUUAUAAAAUGUAUAUCGAUAUUUUUAUAUUGAAGGUGAAAUGACAAAUUAAGCAUAUUAAUAAUCAUGAUAAUGUGAUUUACGUACUGGAGUUUGUUCUCCUUUAGCAGUAUUAUCUCCAUCCAUUAGAGUUUAUUUCCGUGUAACUUU